ACAGAUACAAUCGAUUUGCGAACGCCUGCACACGUUUGACUUUACUUUCUCGGCUAUGAAAGCCUGGACAAGUUCAUCAAGCUGACGAGAACUUGCACAAAGGUUUUCUUUUCCAACGCUUUCGCUAUCGUUCCUGGCGAAGCAAGCAAGCCAUGAUCAUGAGACGACGUUCAUAUAUUUUGUUGUUAUUAUAGCCAUCAUCAACACUCGUGCAGUUUCAACUGCAGCUGGAGUCAUUUUGUGUUGGUUCAAUGCCUGGAGCUGUUGCUUGAGCCCAGCACUCCACAAACAAUCAUGUCAUCAAUGGGUUGUUGCAGUACAAGCGUAAGGUCGAGGUCCGGACGAGUAGCAGAUGAAUCCCUCGGGGUAGAACUCCAAAGAACAAAGAGGAAUGGAUUGACCGGCCGGACACCGACGGAGGAUGUCCCAAUCCUUAGCUCAGCCUUGAAGAAUACCAACCCCAAGUUCAGAAAAUCCUUGAAAUCCAAAGUCCUGCACAGAGUAUUCUCGGAGGACUAUGAGAGGGCGAAGAAUUACAUCUUCGAUCCAAGGGGCCAAACCAUUCAUAGAUGGAACAGGAUCUUCUUAACGGCUUGCGUGGUCUCUCUGUUUGUUGACCCGCUUUUCCUUUUCAUGCCGUCGCUCGACAGCAACAAUUACUGCAUAGAAGAUGCGUUUACUGCCAAGGUCAUCCUAACGACUAUAAGAUCGGUGCUCGAUGCCUUCUAUGCAGCUCAGAUUAUCCUUCGGUUUAGGACGGCUUAUGUCGCACCCUCUUCUCGGGUGUUUGGGAGGGGAGAACUGGUCAUAGACUCAAAAAAGAUCGCGUCAAGAUACUUGUCUAGAGGCUUCUGCAUUGACCUGUUUGCGGCUUUUCCUCUUCCUCAGGUGUUAGUUUGGGCUAUAAUUCCUAAUCUCGGGGGUUCGAUCACAAUACAAACAAAAAACGUGCUCCUCUUCAUCAUCUUCUUUCAGCAUGUGCCGAGGAUUCUUCUUCUACUUCCACUGCGGUCGGAAAUUAUUAAUGCCAGUGGUGCGCUAACGGAGAGAGCAUGGGCCGGGGCUGCAUACAACUUGUUGAUCUACAUGUUGUACGCGCAUGUCGCAGGAGCUUGCUGGUACCUUAAUUUUGUUCAGAGACAAGAGUUUUGCUGGGAAGUCAUCUGUGAUCAAGAACCUUUGUGCCGGUAUGAUUUCUUCGACUGUCGACAUGUUAACGACCCCGGUAGGUCCAGCUGGUAUGGUUCAACCAACUCGACAGCUCUGUGUGAGUCAAGUAAUGCCAAUACCCCUGUUCUAUGGGGUGUAUACCAAACAAUUCUGGGCACUUCUCUUGCAAGCACCGAGUUCUUCAGCAAGUACUUCUUCUGUUACUGGUGGGGUCUGAACAACUUGAGUGAUAUAGGGCAGAACCUUCUUCCGAGUAAUUAUGUUGGUGAACUACUCUUUGUAAUCAUCUUUGCCAGUCACGGACUGCUUUUGUUUGCACUGCUCAUUGGCAAUAUGCAGCGAUACCUCCACUCCACGACCAUUCGAUUAGACCAAUGGGUGAUCAAGAGGACAGAUACAGAGCAAUGGAUGCAUCAUAGACAUCUACCACCAGAUCUGAGACAAGCUGUUCGGACGUAUGACCAGUAUGAGUGGGCAACAACGCGAGGUGUCGAUGAAGAAGCCCUUCUCAGAGACCUUCCAGUGGACCUAUGUAGAGAGAUCAAGCGGCAUCUUUGCUUUGAUCUAGUCCGACGUGUGCCGCUAUUCAAUCAAAUGGAUGAGAGGACGCUGGAUGCAAUAUGCGAGAGGCUGAAACCUCUUUUGUGCACGCAAGACAUGUACUUAGUACGUGAAGGCGAUCCAACCGAAGAUAUGUUCUUCAUAAUCCGGGGCCACCUCGAAUCCUGGACAACCAACGACAGCCGCACAGGAUUCCUCAACUCGUGUCGUCUGGGCCCCGGGGACUUCUGUGGUGAAGAACUGCUAACAUGGGCCCUGGACCCGUGUCAAGGCAUGAUCUUACCCACGUCCACGCGCACAGUCAAGGCAUUGAAAGAAGUGGAAGCAUUCUCUCUCGCGGCCAGUGACUUAAAGUUCGUGGCAUUGCAAUUUAGAAGGCUACAUAGCAAAGAACUGAGGCACAAGUUCAGGUUCUACUCGCACCAGUGGCGCACAUGGGCUGCGUGCUUCAUUCAAUCUGAGUGGCGCCGUCAUAAGAAGUUGAAGGAGGAGGCUAAGCAAAGAGACGACAAGGAUGGCGCGACAGGAAAAUCGAAUUCUCCAAGGUUGUUCUGGGACACGUACGCGAGGGAGCUGAUAGAGAGCAGCCGAAGGGAUGAGAAUAAUCCAGUGGAGUCGGCUUCUGAUUCUGUGAACAUGGUACAAAAGCCAGUGGACCUGGAUUUUUCUGUAGACUAUUAAGACGCGCAUUGAAGCCUUGCACUUUUCUAUGUAUAUCUUGAUCAGAGAACUAAGGUGUGCUUCAAUAUUUGUAUAUUGGUGUAUGAUUAUAGGGAUGGAUUGUUAUUGAUCUGGAACAACAUUAUGGAGUAUAUUAGAUCAGCAAGAGUCCAA
Messenger RNA from Syzygium oleosum, 2565 nucleotides. RefSeq names its product protein CNGC15b-like. The coding region runs from base 295 to 2412 and encodes 705 amino acids. Lineage: Eukaryota; Viridiplantae; Streptophyta; Magnoliopsida; Myrtales; Myrtaceae. Gene Ontology annotation, biological process: monoatomic ion transport; transmembrane transport. Gene Ontology annotation, cellular component: membrane. Gene Ontology annotation, molecular function: monoatomic ion channel activity. The transcript has 7 exons. The record is from RefSeq and is a predicted model, not a curated record.